UGCCUGUCUCACAUUGCUAGCCACCUUCAGAAGAUCUGGACUAUAAACCACGCCCGAUCCACAUCUUUUCAAGACAAAUUCCCCCGCAAUGGACGCUGAAUCAUCCAAGCCAAAAGCUGCCCUUCCCUCACACAUGAUGAAUGGAGGGUCGCCUUUGCGCGUGACGACAGAGAAGCGCGACCAGAAGGAGAGGGACAGCCUCUACAAUGCCAUAGAGACGUCGCACCGAGGCCGCCAGGCCGUCAACUUUGACGGGCCCGAGGGCUACUUCCCCUCCAGUUCCUCGCAUAACCACCAAUAUGGGAACGGUAAUGGGAACGGCAACAGGACCCACAACCGCCAUACCAGCAUCAACAGCGAGAUAGACGGAGAGAGCCACCACGACGGCGCCGUCCCCCGCACACCAUUGGCCACAAGCCGUGCCCAAAGCCCCUACACACAGCACCCCACCGUCGACUUCAAUGGCCUGAGCUGGCCCAGCAAGGGCACACGCGAGAGGAAGGAGGCGACUGAGGAAGAAAAGGCGGAGCGCCUGGAGAAGCUCACAGGCGCUGUCAGGACUAUCCUCGAAUGUGUCGGCGAGGACCCCGACCGUGAGGGCUUGUUGUCUACGCCAGACCGGUACGCGAAAGCGCUCCUGUUCUUCACAAAGGGCUACGAAGAGAAUCUGCGCGACAUCGUCAAUGGCGCCGUUUUCCAUGAGGAUCACGAUGAGCUAGUCAUCGUCAAGGACAUUGAGAUCUUCUCGUUGUGCGAGCAUCAUCUAGUUCCCUUCACGGGCAAGAUGCACAUUGGCUACAUCCCCAACCGCCGCGUCAUUGGCCUCUCGAAGCUAGCCCGCAUCGCCGAGAUGUUCUCCCGUCGUCUGCAGGUCCAAGAACGCCUCACCAAGCAAGUCGCCCUCGCCCUCUCCGAAGUUCUGCAACCGCAGGGUGUCGCCGUCGUGGUCGAGUCGAGCCAUCUCUGCAUGGUGAUGCGCGGCGUCCAAAAGACAGGCGCAACCACCACCACAAGCUGCAUGCUCGGGCGCAUGCGCUCGACGGCCAGGACAAGGGAGGAGUUCCUGAACCUCAUCAACAGGCCAUAGACAUUGCAUCAUUUUGGGUACACGGACUUUCUUUCACUAGAGAGACCAGGAACAUUUUGCAUGUGGGAUCUUUUCAUACAUGGAGUUUUUUUUGGUGACCACAUAGGCUUUGGAAUCGGGGCGGUAAAGGCG
Messenger RNA from Dothidotthia symphoricarpi CBS 119687, 1219 nucleotides. RefSeq names its product GTP cyclohydrolase I. Gene Ontology annotation, biological process: tetrahydrobiopterin biosynthetic process; tetrahydrofolate biosynthetic process. The transcript is spliced from 2 exons. Gene Ontology annotation, molecular function: zinc ion binding; GTP cyclohydrolase I activity; GTP binding. The record is from RefSeq and is a predicted model, not a curated record. Gene Ontology annotation, cellular component: cytoplasm. The coding region runs from base 89 to 1087 and encodes 332 amino acids. Lineage: Eukaryota; Fungi; Ascomycota; Dothideomycetes; Pleosporales; Dothidotthiaceae.